Molecule: messenger RNA, 3732 nt
Organism: Lates calcarifer (barramundi perch)
Lineage: Eukaryota; Metazoa; Chordata; Actinopteri; Centropomidae
Gene: eif4g2b
Product: eukaryotic translation initiation factor 4, gamma 2b
Exons: 21
Coding region: 1-2895 (964 amino acids)
Cellular component (GO): eukaryotic translation initiation factor 4F complex
Molecular function (GO): translation initiation factor activity; protein binding; mRNA binding
Source: RefSeq, a predicted model, not a curated record
AUGGCGGAAAUGAAGAUAAUGAUUCUCAGCAGGGAGCUGCGGGUGUUUAUCAAGACUUCCUCUCGCUUUGCCAUGGAGUGUAAUCACAACUCCUCUCAGAUGGAAAUUAGCUCAACACCGUUUUCCCCCUCCCUUCCUAUUAUUAUUAUUCUUUUGAGUACUCUUCAUUGUCAAGCCGCCAAAGUGGAGAGUGUGAUUGCAGAAGGGGGUGCUUCUCGUUUCAGUGCUUCUUCGGGGGGAGGAGGUGGUAGGGGUGCACCUCAGCACUAUCCCAAGACUGUCGGCAACAGCGAGUUCCUGGGGAAAACCCCAGGGCAAAGCGUUCAGAGAUGGGUUCCUUCACGAAGCACUAGACGAGAUGUCAACUCCAGCAACGAAAAAGAGCGACACGAUGCAAUCUUCAGGAAAGUGAGGGGCAUACUCAACAAACUCACGCCUGAGAAGUUUGACAAGCUAUGCCUUGAGCUCCUGAACGUGGGCGUAGAUUCAAAACUCGUCCUUAAAGGAAUCAUCUUGCUGAUUGUAGACAAAGCCCUAGAAGAGCCGAAGUAUAGCUCGCUCUAUGCUCAGCUAUGUCUGCGCUUGGCAGAGGACGCACCAAACUUUGAUGGCCCUUCAUCUGAGAUCCAAACAUCCCAAAAGCAGAGCACAACCUUCAGAAGACUGCUGAUUUCCAAGCUUCAAGAUGAAUUUGAAAACCGCACCAGAAAUGUUGAAAUCUAUGACAAACAUGACAACCCUCUUACUUCUGAGGAGGAGGAGCAGCGUGCCAUUGCCAAGAUCAAGAUGCUUGGCAACAUUAAAUUCAUCGGGGAACUUGGCAAACUCGACCUCAUCCAUGAAUCUAUCCUUCAUAAGUGCAUCAAAACACUUCUGGAAAAGAAGAAGAGAGUCCAGCUCAAGGAUAUGGGGGAGGAUCUGGAGUGCCUCUGUCAGAUAAUGAGAACAGUGGGGCCGAGACUCGACCAUGAGAAAGCAAAGUCUUUAAUGGAUCAGUACUUUGGCCGUAUGCGAUCCUUAAUGAACAACAAGGAGUUGCCCGCUAGGAUCCGCUUCCUGCUGCAAGAUACAGUGGAACUGCGAGAAAACAACUGGGUCCCCCGCAAGGCUUUCAUUGACAACGGACCAAAGACGAUUAACCAGAUCCGUCAGGAUGCAGUGAAAGAUUUGGGUGUUUUCAUCCCAGCACCCAUGUCUCAGGGGAUGAGGAUGGACUUCUUCCUGGAAAGCCCCUUCAUGCCUAACAGAAUGAAACUGGACAGGGAGACUCUUGGGGGAUUGGCCGACAUGUUUGGACAGAUGCCAGGCAGUGGGAUUGGAACUGGCCCAGGGGUUAUUCAGGACAGGUACUCGCCCACGAUGGGACGCCAUCGCACCAACCCGCUCUUCAACGGCCACGGUGGCCACAUCGCCCCUCCACCACAGUCACAGUUCGACAUGGGGCCCAAGUCUUUUGUUAAGUCCAACCAGGUUCAGAACCAGCAUUUCCUCAACCAGAACCAGAACCACAUGGCCCAGCAGCAGGUCCAGUCCAAGGACAUGCCUCCACGAUUCAGCAAGAAAGGACAGCUCAAUGCCGAUGAGAUCAGCCUCAGGCCUGCUCAGUCAUUCCUCCUCAACAAGAACCAGGUACCCAAGCUCCAGCCUCAGAUCCCCACCAUGAUGCCUCCCAGUGCUCAGCCCCCACGCACUCAAACCCCCCCUCUGGGACAGCCUCCACAGCUUGGCCUGAAGACCAACCCUCCGCCCAUCCAAGAGAAACCUCAGAAGACAAACAAGAAACCACCUCCUGCCAAGGAGGAACUGCUUAAGAUGACGGAGGCGAUCAUGACUGACUACUUGAACAGCAAGAACCUGACUGAGGCUGUGAGCGGCGUGCGAGAGAUGAAGGCUCCCAAGCAUUUCCUGCCAGAGAUGCUCAGUAAGAUCAUCGUGUGUUCCCUGGACCGUCCCGAUGAGGACAAGGAGCACGCCAGCACUCUGAUCCACACGCUCCGCACCGAGGGCCUCAUCACUGGAGAGAACUUCAUGCAGGCUUUCCUCAACGUCCUGGACCAGUGCCCUAAGAUCGAGCUGGACGUGCCCCUGGUGAAGUCCUACCUGGCCCAGUUUGCGGCCCGGGCCAUCAUCGCAGAGCUGGUGAGCGUGGCCGAGCUGGCUCACCCCCUGGAGAACGGCACCCACUUCCCCCUCUUCCUGCUCUGCCUGCAACAGACAGCCAAGCUGAAGGACCGGGAGUGGCUCACCGACCUCUUCCAGCAGAGCAAGGUCAACAUGCAGAAGAUGCUCCCAGAAAUCGAUCAGAACAAGGACCGCAUGCUGGAGAUCCUGGAGGGGAAGGGGCUGAGCUUCCUGUUCCCGCUGCUGAAGCUGGAGAAGGAGCUGCUGAAGCAGAUAAAGGCAGACCCCUCUCCACAGUCCAUCUACAAGUGGAUUAAAGACAACAUCUCUCCCAAGCUUCACACUGAUAAAGGCUUUGUCAACAUCCUCAUGACCAGUUUCCUCCAGUACAUCUCCCAGGAGCUGUGCGUGGCGGAGGGCGACGAGCAGCUCGCGGCCCCCUCCAAAGAGCAGCUGGAGCAGGAGAAACAGCUGCUGCUGGCCUUCAAGCCCGUCAUGCAGAAGUUCCUGCACGACCAUACCGAGCUGCAGGUCAGCGCCCUCUACGCCCUGCAGGUGCACUGCAACGCCAGCGGGUUCCCUAAAGGCAUGCUGCUGCGCUACUUUGUCAACUUCUACGACAUGGAGAUCAUUGAAGAAGAAGCCUUCCUUGCAUGGAAAGAAGACAUUACCCAAGAAUUCCCUGGAAAAGGAAAAGCUUUAUUCCAGGUAAACCAGUGGCUCACCUGGCUGGAGACGGCAGAGGAGGAGGAGUCUGAGGACGAAGCAGAUUGAGAAACCAAGCAGAAGCAUCAUGGUGUAGAAGAUCAACCUUAUCUUCUUAUUACACUCGCCUUUCCUUUAUUAAACUCCAUGCUUAAUUUAACCACUACCACGUGGCACUCAGCUGCUUCUGUCUUGCAAAUAUAAACCGAAAAAGCUUGUACCUGUAGGGCCUCAUGCGUUACCACCUGCACCGUGACGUUAGGCUGAGAAGCAUCAUUGUUGCCUAAUGGAUGUUUGAUUUUGGAUCUGUGUCCUGAUCAGCUACAUGAAGUCUGGAGUGGCUCAACCAUGUGUUUUUUUUUUUUUCUUUUUGCUCUGACUGUGUUAGUUUUGUAACUUUUUUUUUCACUGUAUUGCAUGUUUUUCAUUUCCACUCAAUUUUUACUGAUUUGAACCUUCCCUGUUAGGAAACUGCUUUAUUUAAGAAUGUUUAGGAUUCCCCCUCAAUAAGUAAAAAUAGUGGUGAUCUUCGCUAAUGCUAGUUACAAGUAUAAGACAAGUUAGCAAAAAAGGUCUUGUCAGUGAUCUGCUUUGUGAUCUUCUGUAAGGGCCCAAUCUGGAUUCCCUUUUCGUCACACCACACACACAUGAUGCUUGGACACAGUGAGGGGAUUUAAAAUCACCCGACAGGCUGCAGAGUGCAGAGUGCUCCGCGUACUGAAAAUCCUCAACAAUAGGCGACAUUCAGCCUUUGUUUGUGAAAGUAUAAUUAAUGGCAAGGGGCCCACUGAAGUGAGAGUGAAGCAUAAGCUGGCAAAACAUUUCAUAAUGAAUUAAGGUGCGUGUUUAGUCAACCUAUGCUUACUAAAAACCUGUUUUCCCCUUUUUUUUUUGGUUUUGUUUUUU